CCGAAUAGCUCCGGGCUUCUGCAAUUUUAUUUAUUCUCUAAUUUCUGCUCGGCACCGAAGCUGUUUGUACCUUAACCACUUGGAACAUUUGGUUGACUGGUAUGCGGCCUCCCGGACUACAAUUAAUAACAUUUCCAGCCAAUAAAUUAUUUUUCAUCAAUUACUUUCUAUUAGCGCCUAUUCAUGUAGCCAAACGCAGCUUAACAACAUUCAACAAUCAUCUGCCAGAAAUCGCUCGACAAAUACGCAUCUCCGGUCUACUUCCGCGCAAAAAUAGAAAUAGCCGGUUGGUCUUUAUUUACUUUUAGUGUGUUUUGAUUCUUAUUUUCGUCACCAUGUCGGCCAAGCACUCGAAACAGUUUUGCCGCAAGUCAAGCAUGGAUGACAUCGAAUUGAAGAACAUCCAGUUGCAGUUCCCGUCAGUGAGGUCGCUCUCCAGAGAUGACUCUUCCUCGCAAGAGGAGGUCGUUGAAACUGACCGCGGGAACAUCGUGGUUGCCGUGCAGGGAGCGAGGAAUAAGCCCGCCAUUUUGACCUACCAUGACUUGGGAUUAAACUAUAUUUCAAGCUUCCAAGCUUUCUUCAACUACAUUGACAUGCGAGCGCUGUUAGAAAACUUCUGCGUUUACCAUGUGAAUGCUCCUGGGCAAGAGGAAGGUGCUCAGACACUUCCUGAAGACUACAUCUACCCGACUAUGGACGAGCUCGCCAAUCAGCUGAGCUUUGUUCUAACGCACUUCGGCCUAAAGCAGUUCAUCGGUUUCGGCGUGGGCGCCGGGGCCAACGUGCUCUGCAGAUACGCCUUGAACAACCCGGAAAGGGUAUCCGCCCUUUGUCUGGUCAACUGCAUCAGCACGCAGGCAGGCUGGAUAGAGUGGGGGUACCAGAAGCUGAACGCGCGCCAUCUAAGAUCCAAAGGCAUGACGCAGGGCGUGCUGGAUUAUCUCAUGUGGCACCACUUCGGCAGGCAAACUGAAGAGAGAAACCACGACCUGGUCCAAGUGUACAAAAGCUAUUUUGAGCGCAACGUGAACCCGACGAAUCUCAGCAUGUUCAUCGAUAGCUACAUCCGUAGGACAGACCUGAACAUCCACAGGGAGAUGGAUCCCAACAAGAAGAAGAACGCCACGCUCUCUAUGCCAGUCAUCAACAUCACAGGGUCACUGAGCCCACACAUGGACGAUACUGUCACGUUCAAUGGACGAUUGGAUCCGACGAACUCCUCUUGGAUGAAGAUAUCGGACUGCGGGAUGGUGUUAGAAGAGCAACCAGGCAAAGUCAGCGAAGCAUUCAGAUUAUUCCUGCAAGGAGAAGGCUAUGCCAUACAAGUGGGCAGACGGCGCUCCAGCUGUCUAUCAGUAGAAGGUAAAUCCUAAUGAUCAGAGAGUGUGAGUGCCAAGACAUAUGAACAUCUGUGUUUAGUGCGUAGGGUAAAUCACCUGCUCCCAAACUCUCCUCUCUAGUUUUUUAUUCGCCCCUCUAUCUCCUACAAAGAUGGCCAUGUUCCGCAAGGCUUCAAUGGAGGAAUUGUUGCUCAGAGGCAAAUAUUCUAAUGGCGGUCAUCAGCAGUGGCCGACAAACAUCAUCCGCAUUACUGAAAAUCCCAUAUCUGCCGUCGUCUGUUAAAAAGAUCGUACAAGCUGUAUUGAAAUUUAUAUUCGACUGAUGACUUGUGGGACGAUGUAUUGAUCUAAGAGAGUAUACAUUCGCAGGAUGUGUAAAAUUAGAUCUGUAAAGGUGGGAUUCCACUGAGACAACAUUGAACGACAUGAGGCAUGCUACUUGUUUCCUAGUGUUGCCAAAUUUUAUUAAUGCCUCAUGCGGAUUUUGUUCGUCUUCACGAUUCAAUUCAGGCAACUUCAGUUUAGUACGUCAUUGCGUUACAAACAGCCGCGGCGGUUGCUGCUUAUUUAGUAAUUUCUUUGGAACGGAAAAAAAGAAAAACACCACAAUAGAGGAGAAGAAAUAUAUACCCCCUUCUUGCAGGCGAUGUUCCACUCUUUUCUUCACGUAAUUUUUUUCGUUCCUGAUGGAACGCCGAACUCAAAUUCUAAUUUUUUUAAUGUCCAAUAUCGAACAGUUAUAUUUUCCUAUUUACAUAAAUUAACCAUUAAUAAAUAAGCCAACUAUUUUUGCCUCAUGAUCGUACAAGACCUGCCAUAAUUAUAUUUACCUGACAAUUCUCGUAAUGUAGCCUGCUUUAGUCGUGCAUCUUUAUAUCUUUCCGAUUUGUUGUUCCAUAAUUCACCCGAAUUAUGGUAACCUUCAAUUAAACAAGAUGUUUUCUCAUUGGUCCAUUCCAUUUUGUCGCCUGCUCCAAGCCGCACCGAUCCGACCGAGUUUGGAUAGCCGGCGACAGUGAUCAACACGUGGAUUCAUGUCGCCCUCGAGAGGCAAGAACAGGAUAUUUGUGGCAUGCGACAAGGAGACAUAUUUUUUGUCGUUGUGUGUUGCCGCUAUCGAACGACAGUGUGCCGCAUGCGUCAAAGCUGUAUACUACACGUUGCCCAAAAGUUGCCUCAGUAGAAUCGCGCGAAUUUAAAAAUAAUUUGCUCUUCGAUAAAGCUAGUAGAGGAAACAUUGAUGUGUCAAUACAAUUUUUCGGAUAUUUUACGAGACGAGCGUGAUUUAUCAGAUAUGAUUACUCUUGAAGGAAACUCGAGUUCACUUAGAUAACAUUUUAUUUUUGAUAGCUGGAACAUAUUGCUACGUCCAUAUUUCAAGGAUGCUGCAGUUUUUCUUAGUUUCUCUGCUCAUGGUUACUUAUAUUGCAAUUCGUUCAUUUAGAAAGAACAGCGGAAUACGUUAAAAAAUAAAAGAACUCAUUUAAAUCCUUAUUAUUUCCCUCUGAAGAAUAGUGAUUGAUUUGUUUUUCAUCAAAAUUAAAAAAUAAUCUUCCGCCUGGAAAACCUAAGAAGUAUAACAUCACAGCUUGAACACGAAAAUUUUCGUUUGAACUUUGGUGUGCAAACUAUCGGCAUUGCGUUGAGAAAAAGUUUUAAAAAAUUCCACAUUAAGGCAUUCUUUCGCAGUUUUCUUGCUCAUAUAUUACACGAAAAAUUGUAUACAAUAUACGUACCACAUAUACUAAGUUUUUUGUGAUACCUUUCCACAUCUUCUGUUUUGUACAUCCUGUGAACAUAUUUUAACAUAGCGUAGAUAGAUAAUCCGUUUUAAAUUAACAAUAAUGUUGCCGAUUUUUUUUGCUGUGUUCUUGUUAUGCAUUAAUCAGUAUUUUAUUUAUAAGUGAUCGACUAUAUACAGAGAGAGGGAGGAUUAUAAAGGCUAUAGCCUUUGCUAUUGCCUAUCUGACUAGACUAUAACUCAUAACUAUAACUAGAUACAGAGAUGGGAUAUAAAUUACUUCAAUAUUUACUCAAUAUAGUAAGAAUUGUUCGUGGAGAUUGUUUGAAGGUGUGGAUUCAACGAACAAUGUUUUCAUUGAUUUGUAUCAAAAAAAGGAUUUUGUAUAACAAAUAUAGGUACAGCUCUGAAAUUGUGUGCGAAUAUUUCUUUUUUAUGGAAAGAAUGUAAACGAGUGAUUAUUUUUGUUCUUAUUACUUUUCCUUUUCGAAAAAUCUUUGCUUUUCUUGAAAACUCAACUUGCUGCGAGACGUAUGUAUUGUUUUUACAUAGUGUUAAGCUUACAUGUAAUAUUUAUUCCACCUUUGUAUGCUAUAAAUUGUACGGACAUAUUGCAUCAUUAUAUGAUUGCUAUUGCGAUGAUAUAUUACACUGUGUGACCGCAAAAUAUAAAAAAAGCUCUACUAAUCACUUAUAUUUAUUGCUUAAUCUAUAUAUUCUUGUAUUUAUCGAAUGCCUCGACUUGAAGCUCUCGACCUCCCUCUCGUAUUUAUUGCGUAUAUACGUACAUUUAGAUUCUAAAAUUAAGUUUUCUUUGAAUUAUGUUUGUGCUGUUACAUUAUCGGUAACGUUUUCGAAACAGGGAUGAAAAAUUCGAUGGAACAUUAGUGUAUAGAUAAAAUAUAUGUAUAGCUCAAAGCAAAAUGUUACUGUGAAGAGACAAGAAAAAUUAUUUUAUAAUAGUUAUAUCUUAUACUAUAUAAAAAUGACAACUGUAAGAACAUAGAAUGGUUUUGGAAGUAUAACGUAGCCGGAAUAGCAAUGCUUAUAGGGCCGAAGGCAUAACCGCUCUUUAAGGCCUCCUUAUUCUAAUGACGCCUUUUUGUCACUUGGUAGUAAUAGUCUCAUAUCUAAGAAAAUGUUUUUUUUUAUAUAAUACCUUUUUCUUAUCUCUAGAUAUCAAUUAUUGACAAGUAAUGUGUGAUUCAUUUAUAGGUACUUUUUUCAGCAACAAAAUAGAAUAACAAAAUUCUUUUUUCUUGUCUAAUCUUUUUUAUUAAAGAAAAGAACUAUUUUUGAUAUUUAUUUUUUAAAUAUUAUUUCUUUCAAAUGUUGGCCCUGACUGCGGGUGAGAUGGUCCAUUCUAAAGUUUCGAUGACACUUUGGAGCAUUUCGACUGGAAUUUGGCGAACGACCUGCGUAAUGUUGGCUUCUAAUUCCUCAAUCGUAUUGGGCUUAUCAAUGUAGACUUUGGACUUAACGUAGCCCCAAAGGAAAAAAAGUCUAUAGGUGUGAUAUCACAUGAUCUAGGUGGCCAAUUCACUGGUCCAAAUCGUGAAAUUAAGUGUUCAUCGAAAUGUUCUCGCAAUAAAGCCAUGGUUGCACGGGCUGUGUGGCAAGUGGCGCCGUAUUGUUGGAACCAAAUGUCAUCGAGAUUACGGGCUUCAAUUUCAGACAGCAAAUAAUCCGUUAUCAUGGCGCGGUAACGAGCACCAUUCACAGUUACGAUCUGACCGGCCUUAUUUUUAAAAAAAUAGGGACCGAUGAUUCCACCGACCCAUAAACCACACCAAACCGUUGUUUUCGCUGGAUGUAAUGGCAGCUCUUGAACCACUUCGGGUUGUUCUUCACCCCAAAUACGACAGUUUUGUUUAUUAACGUAGCCGUUAAGCCAAAAAUGGGCCUCAUCGCUAAACAAAAUUUUGCUCGAAAACAUCGGAUCUUCUUCAAGCCGUGCAAGAGCCCAAAGACUGAAACGAUGACGCUUUGGAAGGUCGGCCGGCUUCAAUUCUUGAACGAGUUGAAUUUUAUAUGGUUUCAAAUUAAGAUUCUUACGUAAAAUACGCCAAGUUCUUGAAUACGCCAAGCCAAGCUGUUGAGCCCGGCGCCGAAUCGAUUCUUCGCGGUCCUCACGUAUACUCUCAGCUACCGUAGCUAUAUUUUCUUCACUGCGUGCUGGAUGUGGUCUAUUUGGUCGGGUAUUAUCCAAUAAUGAAAAUUGGGUUUCAAAUUUUUCGACCGUACGGCGAAGUGUGCGUUCGGUGGGCCGAUUAUGUACACCAUAAGUUGCUCUAAGUGCACGAAACACACUUCUCGCAGAACGUUGAUUUUCGUAGUACAGCUGAAUUAUUUGUAGACGCUGUGCUGGACAAGUCUUUCCAUGAUGAAAUGUCGAACGAUACUGAAACAGAAAAUGUCAAAUUAGUUGUCAUGACGCAUGCGCCAUAAGCAAUUACAGCCACACCAAAAAAGUACCUCUAAAUGAAUCACCCGUUAUUUUAUCCGUUUUCAUUAAUGCAUAAAAACCGAAAUGGUAGGGCCUAGCAUUUCUUGAAGAAAAUAGUGAAUUAAAGAAGCCUUAGAUCGAACAAGGCCGCCUUUUUUCUUGAUAAAGGUAAUUGACAACUCUCCUAUCACCGACAAGUGUAAAAAUUGUCAAAACAAAUGAGGCGUUUGCAUAAAUAAUGAUGUUUUAAUCGACGACUGUAUGCGUUUUACCCAUGGAAACUAUAUACCAGGACAAACUACGGCAAUGCUGUUCGUGCUAUAAAAACGGCCAUGGAACUUGACGCCUCGAGUGCUAGGGUUGCCAUGUUGGGGGAUUUUCCCCGCAUGCGCAGUAGUGGUACUCGCUUCAAUCACUGCGCCCUCAGUCAGGUGUCAAGUUUAGGGGUCGUUUUUUUUUCUCGUCGGUUCGUUUGGUAUAUAGGCUCCAGGGUUUGAACCCAGAUAGGAUUUUGGCAAAAACAAUUUUUUGUUGUCAAAUGCCGAAAUGACUGUCCCGGUUACGCUCAUGCGUCUAAAACCAGCAUGAGACAGAGAACUAAGUUGCGAGUGUGAUACUUUAAGUUCGAUUGUGAUAAAUUUCAAUACAGAGGAAGUUUGUUGGCCACUGCCAGUGAAAUAUAAAAAUGCACAUAUCUUUAGUUUAGAUUAUCGAAAAUUCGGACGUACCGUUGCAACGAAUAUCAACAUCACCAGCAAUAUCGAAAUGAGAAGCCUAGCGACAACAUAUGUAACGAUGACUUUAGGUCCGCUUUUAGAUGAUUUUUUUAUACUCUGAUGGAAGCUUUAUCAGGAAGAUCUACAAAAAAUAAAGUUGGGUUAUAACAAUUGGAAAUAAUACACCAAAUUGCGAGAAUUCAUAAAUAAUUUAACUUACAAAUUAGUUUUCUUUUCUUUUUCAAAUUCACAUCCUCAAUUUCUUUUGUUGUUGAUUUAUGAUAUAUCGUAUCUUUCACAGAGCAGAUAUAUGUUGAUUGUAAAUAUAAUCUUCAAAAAUAGAUAAAUCAGGUAAACAGUUUGUACCUUUCCUGAUAGAUCUUUUAUUCCCUAAUCACCUAAUCUAUCAACUACAUAACAAUUUUAGGUCUUAGUCUUACGCUUUACCUGUUCAUAGAAAGCCAAAGAAUAAAUUCUUUAAGGCAAAAAUGUGUAAAUCAUUGAAUUUUUGCUGUUGUAUAUGUUUCUAUUUUGUAUCUUUAUUUAUAAGACAAUGAAAAAAUGCAUCUUGUGCCUCGAUCUGUUAUGUUGAGCAGUAUUUGGUUAUAAUAAAGGUUGUUCAUAAACUACA
This is a messenger RNA of Acanthoscelides obtectus, 6877 nucleotides long. The record is from the annotation of a GenBank genome assembly. NCBI's taxonomy places the organism in Eukaryota, Metazoa, Arthropoda, Insecta, Coleoptera, Chrysomelidae.